AUGAUUCUUGGUGUACUUGUCUGUCAGACAGGUAAAUCGAAUGUUCAAGUUUUGCGAGAGGUGGCAGAAGGAAAAGCAUCUAGACAGAGUUCGCAGUAUGUUCAUCUUCGACCUGGGUAUGCUAACGACGGAAAUUUGAAUACGUUUUCUAUGACAGAUCUGUAUGGUGAUCUGUCACCAUACUGGGAGGUUGACCUUGGUCGUGAUUUUAAGAUCAGACAGGUUGAAAUAUUUGUAAGGAAAGAUUGUUGCGUUGAUGGCAAAUUCUUGUACUGGUCAACUUAUCAUCAAUUAGAUAUAACUGCUGGGUCAUCACAUAAUCAUAUGACGAGGUCUAACUUUUACACAGGACCAGCCAAGACAGGAGACGACCUGGUCUUUGAAUGCAGUCCGAUAAUAAAUGGCCGUUAUGUCAGGAUUCAAAAGAUCAAUCAUGCAUCAAACUUAGCUUUACUCGAGGUGAAGGUUAUGGCUGUUGUAGACAGGACGAUUGGAUAA
This is a messenger RNA of Mytilus trossulus (common blue mussel), 498 nucleotides long. Its product is annotated as fucolectin-6-like. The record is from RefSeq and is a predicted model, not a curated record. The transcript is spliced from 4 exons. Lineage: Eukaryota; Metazoa; Mollusca; Bivalvia; Mytilida; Mytilidae. The coding region runs from base 1 to 498 and encodes 165 amino acids.